Molecule: messenger RNA, 1611 nt
Organism: Ylistrum balloti
Lineage: Eukaryota; Metazoa; Mollusca; Bivalvia; Pectinida; Pectinidae
Exons: 1
Coding region: 85-1611 (508 amino acids)
Molecular function (GO): zinc ion binding
Source: RefSeq, a predicted model, not a curated record
CUCAACACGUGCGUUUGGUGUGAUAGUAAAGAGGACGUCAACUGGUACUGUAAUGACUGUCAGGAGGCUUUAUGUGGCCGCUGUAUGGAGGGUCAUAAACGCGGAAAGAAGACACGGAAUGACAAAGUCGUACCGAUAAAACAGGCGGACAGACACAACGAUAAGGUAGUACCAGAGGUAUGUAAGACACAUCCCGGUAAAACAUGUGAUCUGUUCUGUACCGAAUGUAAAGUCGUAAUGUGUUCAAUGUGUUUUACCAAAAAACAUAAACAACAUGCAUUCAAGCAUUUAGAAGAAGAACUUGAUUCAAGCAGGCAGUACAUACGAGACCAAUUGAAAACCUUAAAGGCAAAACUGAAUAACUCCAAUAGCAAGAUAUCGAAGCGCCAAAGAGCAAGCAUAAAACUCAAACACAGCGUCAAAAUUAUAAGGGAAGAUGUCCAAGCUCGCGGUACAAAACUAAAAACAGAAGUUGAUUCAGUCGUUAAAUCUGUCUUAAAAGAAUUAUCUUUACUGGCUGAUGAGGAAGAAAAACUCUUGACAAAGGACUGUCAAUCUGAGGAGAAAAACAUCAAAGACAUAAAACAGCUGAUUAAAGAUGUGGAGCAACAGUCCAAAAGGACGUCCAGACAAACGUUGCUUGACUUGAUGGGGAGGUUGAGAACCGCUGUACAGCGUUAUGACGAUGAAGGGAAGAUUGCAUCACCACAAUUUCCAAGCUAUGUUGCCGGGAAAAUCGAUACUGAACAGUUGAAAACAAUGAUUGGACAAAUUCAGGUCGGACAUGAGCGGAGUGAUGUGAUCCCAUUUAAGAAGGAAGAAGUUGAUAAUUUAAGUGUUCAAAAACUUUGUACAUUCCAGGCCAAAGAACAGAGUUAUAUAAUGUCAAUUUGUCCUAUUGACGGCAAUUAUUCAUGGAUAUCACAAAUGGGGUUUCAUGAUUUGUUCCGAACCAACAAAUUGGGAAAGACAAGAGAGUCUAUUAAGCUUGGUUUUAAACCUGAGAGUCUGGCUUUGACCAACACAGCAGAACUACUCAUGACUUGUCAGGAUGGUUCGCCUCUGAUCUACAAAUUAUCUCAUAACAGACAGGUGACGAUCUUUGCCGAUAUAAGUCCACUGAAGGCUUGGAAUAUCACUGUGAGUGAAAAUGACGAGGUAUUCGUUAGCACUGACACGACAACAAUACUGGCAUUGAACACAUCAGGGCACAAAAUCAAGCAGCUGUCGUGUGGACAGGAAAGGAGCCGUGUCGUUUGUCUGACUGCAGGGAAUGUUGCUGUUAGCACAGGUCAAGGCUUAAAAUGUGAAGAAUUGAAUAUCGUGGACCAAUCAGGUCAAAUCACACACAAAUGGAGCGGGGAUCUAGAAAAUGGUGAAAAGAUAAAAGAAACGGACCAAUACAGUAUUGCGAGUGAUAAAAGUGGCAGAAUUUUUGUACCAGACGUACUCACUAACCAGGUAUACGUCUUACAGGGAAAUGAGAUGAAGGCAAAGUGUCUCCUGGACAAGACGUGUGAAAUUGCCCAUCCGUGGACUGUGAGUGUAGACAGGUGUGGACAUGCUUGGAUAGGUUGUAGUGAUGGUACAAUACAUGUGGUACAACUAUAA